Messenger RNA from Colletotrichum godetiae, 1071 nucleotides. RefSeq lists its product as uncharacterized. The transcript has a single exon. The coding region runs from base 1 to 1071 and encodes 356 amino acids. The record is from RefSeq and is a predicted model, not a curated record. Lineage: Eukaryota; Fungi; Ascomycota; Sordariomycetes; Glomerellales; Glomerellaceae.
AUGCACUUCUUUUUGGCAAUACUGCUUUUUGCUCCAAGCAUCGCUGUGGUCUUGGCAGCAGAGCAGGCGCCUCUCACCAGCGACAGUGGUAGUUGCCUUUCCUCCCCAAGCUACAAGUCAUGUUGUCCCACCCAGCAGUCCUCAGGGAAAGGCGGUAUCAGCGGCAGUACCUUCGAAUAUACAUGUGCCUCCUGGCCAUCGGGAGCUGUCAAGCAUGUAAACAAGUCACUCACGCCAGCUCAUUGUGCCGAAGUGUGCGCCCAGGAUCCGCAAUGUGUCGCAGGAGCCUGGUCCACCGGGACUUGCUACAUAACUAAGGACCCUGCCUACAAGCGCUUCGGUCCCAGUAGCAUCAACAUCAUACUCCUCGUCAAGACCGAUGAUGCGUUCAACGGUAGUAAAUCAGGCGGGACUGGCCGCCAGAACGCAGCCGAGUGCGAGAACGAGAAAGACACCAUGCGGAGCCAGAUGUUUUCUCAAUGCAAUAACGAGAAGCAUAAGCUUCAGACUAGUUGCAAGGACGAUAUCCGGAAGGCGGAGGAGAGUUGCAAGCAGGAAAAAACAGCACUUGAGGCAAAGGCGGCCUCCUAUGCGCAGGACCAGACUCAAUGCGAAACUGACAAGGCCCAGGAGCUUACCGAUGCUAGAACGCAAUGUGAUGCAGACAAGACUCAGCAGCUCACUGAUGCUCAAACUCAGUGCGAUGCCUCAAAGUCUGAUAUUGAGAAGCAGCUUCAACAAUGUCAAGAUCAACAGGGCCAUAAUCAGAACAACCAACAGGAGUCUCCGGAACAAGCCGAGUGCAGGACAAUUUUGUGGCGAGACAUGUGCGGUGGGACACAAUGCGCAGACAGAUUCACCGUCGAGGGUGUUGAGUAUGAGCGAAGGUGCGGCGUGGCCACAUUGAAUACGAAACAGAGACGAAUUUCAACUACAGUCUACCGCACACCGUGGGAUUGCUUGAAAGCAGAAUGUAACGGUGUUGCAAAUUGUAUGGGUAUUGGAUGGACUGAUGCGUUUGUAAGUCUCUUAUUCUGGCCCCGGAUUCGAAAUGACCCAACCUCAAUCUGA